Cynara cardunculus var. scolymus (artichoke) is the source of this 1266-nucleotide messenger RNA. RefSeq names its product zinc finger BED domain-containing protein RICESLEEPER 2-like. The record is from RefSeq and is a predicted model, not a curated record. Gene Ontology annotation, molecular function: DNA binding; protein dimerization activity. The coding region runs from base 1 to 1266 and encodes 421 amino acids. NCBI's taxonomy places the organism in Eukaryota, Viridiplantae, Streptophyta, Magnoliopsida, Asterales, Asteraceae. The transcript has 6 exons.
AUGGAUGGUAAUGAUAAAACAGAGUUUAACUAUUGCAAAAUGAAAUUGGGAGCGAAUUCGAAAAAUGGUACAAGGAAACUGUCUACACUAACUGUUGAUAAUUGCACCACAAAUGAUGCAAUAAUCAACAUAUUGUUGGACAAGCUUCCAAUGAGUUCACUUAUGAUGGGUGGGAGGUUGUUCCACAUGCAAUGUUGCGCACACAUUCUCAAUUUGAUAGUUCAAGAUGGACUGGCUGUUCUUGGGGACGGGAUUGAAAGGAUUAGAGAUAGUGUGGCCUUUUGGACUGCAUCGCCAAAAAGAAAUCAAAAGUUUGAGGAAGCAGCUCGCCAAUUAGGAAUAUCAUCCACCAAGAAAUUGGCAAUUGAUUGCAAGACUCGAUGGAAUUCUACUUAUUUGAUGAUUAGUGUUGCUAUAGUUUACAAAGACGUUUUUCAACGCUUACACCAACGAGAGUCUCAAUAUAAAAGUUUGCCAACGCAGCGGGAUUGGGAGUUUGCUAAAGAGAUUUGUGAUAGAUUGCAAUUAUUUUAUGAGGUAACGGUAAUGUUUUCUGGUUCAAAGUAUCCCGCUACAAAUGUAUUUUUUCCAUCGAUAUGUGAAAUUAGGUAUUCUUUGGUCGAUUGGUCAUGUUCUCCUAGUGAAGUUAUUAGAAGCAUUGCUAAAAAGAUGCUUUUGAAGUUUGACAAGUAUCGGUCUGUUAUACAUGGGAUUAUGGGAAUGGCAGCGGUUUUAGAUCCUUGGUAUAAAUUGAAGUUUGUGGAGUUACUUUUUCCCGUGUUGUACGAACAAGACAAAUCAGCGAUUGAACUUGAAAAGCUUAAGAAAUUGGUCUACACUUUACUUCAAGAAUAUGAGUUUAGUGAUCCUGGCAUAAGAAACAAUAGCGAAAGGUGUAUUACAACAGAAUUGGAUAAUUAUUUGAAAGAGAAACUUUUGCCUAAAGACAUGGAACUUGAUUUGCUACUUUGGUGGAAGACAAAUGGGUUUAAAUACCCAACACUUCAAAGGAUGGCUAGAGACAUAUUAGCCGUUCCUAUUUCGAUUGUCGCCUCAGAAUCUGCAUUUAGUACCGGUGGAAGAUUGGUAACUCCACAUCAAACUUGUUCUGAUGAGACCGAAGCAUAUUGCCGUAUGAUUGAGUAUGAUUAUGACGUGGAAGAGAUCCGGGUUCGGGUUCGGAUUCAGGUAAAAUCAAUGGUUGACGAUUAUUCUGCUCUUAACGGGUUACCAACGGAGAUCGGGGAAACCGCGGGGACCCGAUAA